AUGGGAAGCUCUUCAAGAGCCAUUGAAAACACUCUUCAGCACUUGGUAGAUGAUAUUCAAGAAGACAUUCAUGACUACAUCAUAGCUUUUCGAAAUCCUUGGGAUGUCCCCUCCAGGAAUUAUGAAAAUCGUAACUUUUCCUGACAAAUUAAAUCCUCAAGAGCCGAAGAAAAAUUUCAAAUGUUUUUCAAAUCAAAUAACGCUGACAUAGUUUAUCUUUCUGAAUUAAAAGAAUUUCAAAGCUUCCUAUUAGGGAAAGACCAUAUAAAAUAUCAAGAUUUAGCUCAAUUUACUAUUAACUGCGCACUGAAACUUCUCCAGCAAAAUCUUCAUCUGGACGUGAAGGGAAAUUUAUCAGAGGACUGUGAGUUUAUUAUUUUGAAAAUAAGAGCAAGCGAAGAAAAUUUACAAGUUGAAGCAGAUUUAUGUGACUAUGUUUUACAGCUUAGACCUGAUGUGAUCGAUAAUUUGGAUUUUCAGAAAAUUUCACCAUAUGCGCCUUAUGAGAAAAGAGAUGAAAUUUUUGAUAGGAUUUAUAAACAUUAUGAUGAAAACGGAAAUGAGUGUGAAAAUGGGUCAUUAUUCAAGCAUAUUGAUCGAAUCAGAUUAGUAAAUAGCAUGAUUACUGGAAUCAUCGAACUAAGCGACCUCCAGAAAAAUAGCAUUCUUGAAGACCAUUUCCCAUCGUCAUCUACUAAAAUCCUAACUUCCCAGUGAACGAAUAAAAGCAACCCAAAUUUGAAAAAUUGGAAGGCAAAAUUAAUUUUUUAUAUGUUAAUAAUCAUUUAUAAAUCAAUAUUUUUUUAAAAUUUUUGAUUAAAAACAAAUAUUAAUCGUUCAUGGAGGGUGAGUUUUUGGUCAGCAAAAGGGACUUUUCCGAUGGUUUUACUUGCUCAUGGAAGAGGGAGUAAAUGAUCUUAAAUCAAACUGGGCAACUUUGCGUAAAUGAAAUCAGAAGCAGGAUCUUGAAAAACUAAAAAAUUAUUUUGGCGAAAAAUUGACAAUGUAUUUUGCCUGGCUUGAAAUGUAUGUUUGGUGGUUAAUAUGGCCAGCUGUAAUAGGCACUAUUUUUGGAAUCAUAAAUGCAAUAAAUGGAAAAGAUUUUACCACUGAUAGUAGCAUGUCGCUAUCAGAAGCUUUAACGUUACUUUUUUCAUUGUUUGUUAGCAUUGCAAGUACACUCAUGGACCAACUUUGGGUUAGGAAGCAAAAUUUGCUGGCUUGACAAUGGGGCUUAACUGAUUUCCAAGAAAAUGAAGAACAAAUGCCAGAUUUUAAAGGAGCUUACACUAAAGAUCCAGUUACAGGGAAAAGGAAAAAAGUUGAUUUAAAUCAAGUUCAGCAUCAUGGAAAAGUAUGGAUUGGAUAUAGUGUGAUGAUGUUUUUCGUGUCUCUUGUUGUAGUUUGCAUCGUCGGCCUUUUCUUUUAUAGAUCUACACUAAAAGAUAAGCAAGGAUGGGGAUUGAGAUUUUUAGGCUACGCAAACGCUAUACAGAUCAAAAUUAUGAAUUUUGUAAGCUUUAUAUAGAUAUAUAGAAAAGUCGCAAAAAAAUUAACUGAUUGGGAAAACUACGAAACUCGUUCGCAGUAUAUGGAUGCUUUGACAAUCAAGCUCUUUUCUUUCCAAUUUGUGAACAGCUAUAUUUCUUUGAUGUAUAUUGCAUUUAUUAAAGGAAGAUGGGAAGGAUGCGCAGACGGGGAUUGCAUGUAUGAGCUAUCUGUCCAGCUAGGUGCUAUAUAUUUUAUCAACUUAUUCUUGAACCUGAUUGAGCUGGGCUUACCUUAUUUGAAAGGCAAGUGGAAAAUGUAUAAGCAUAACUCCCCCCCUCCUCCUUGAGUGAACAAAAAAAAUUUUGUUCACUCACGGAGGGGGGUUAAUUUUUUUUUUUUAAAAAAAUUUAUAUAUAAAUUUUUAUAAAAAAUAUUUUUUUCGAAAUUUAAAAAAAUCCUAAUUCGCAAAAAUUGGAAAGCAAAUAUUAAUUUAAUUUAUAAAAUUUAUGUUUUAAAAUGCAAUUCGUUUAAAAUUAAAUAGAAUUAGCUCUAGAUUUCAUUAUAAUAAUUAUCAUUUAUAUAUCAAAUUUUUUUUUCCAUAAAAAAUUUUUGUAUUAUAAAAAAAUUUUUGUUCACUCACGGAGGGUGGGUUUUUGGGCAAAAAAUGCCGAUUUUUCUAAUGGUUUUGUUCACUCACGGAGGGGGGGAGUAAGAAAAAUAGCGAUGGAGCUCUGGUGUCUAAAGAAGAUCACGAAUUAACUUUAUCCUCAUAUGAAACUCCAUUAGACGACUAUAUGGAGAUGGUCAUAGGCUAUGGAUAUGUUGUGCUAUUCAGUGUGGCUUUUUCGUUUACUCCAUUAAUCGUAUUAUGCUUAAGUGCUUUGGAGUUAAGAGUUGACGCAUGGAAAUUAUGCCAUCUAACUAAAAGGCCAUUUCCAGCUCAAGACAACUCAAUCGGAGUCUGGAUGACUAUCAUUCAAAUCAUGGCAGUUGUAGGGGCAGCCACAAACACAGGCAUAGUCAUUUUUACUUCUAAUGUGUUUGAUUUAUCUUCAAAUGAAGAUAAGUGGGUUUUGUUCAUCAUUAUUGAGCAUGCACUAUUUAUUUUGAAAUUCUUAAUCAGCAUGUAUAUUCCAGACGUUCCUGAAAUCGCAAGAAAAGGGAAGAUUUGGAGUGAAAGGAUUGUAAAUGAGAAGCUAUAUGGCAAACUUAGUGAUACUGAUUUAGAAAGAAGCUCAAGGAAUUUGAAUUUCCGUGCAAUUUCAGAUGGCCAAUAUAUAGAUGCUCAAAAAAUAAUAGAAGGUAUAUAA
This is a messenger RNA of Blepharisma stoltei, 2801 nucleotides long. The record is from the annotation of a GenBank genome assembly. Lineage: Eukaryota; Ciliophora; Heterotrichea; Heterotrichida; Blepharismidae.